GACGGCAAGCGAGAGUUUCCAAUGUGGUGCAGCACGUUGUUGAGCAAAGCGCAUGCUGUCCUGUGCCCUGCAAGUGUUUUGCGUUAGGGUACCACUCGCUUGGUUUUUUACGUCUAUAAGAAGCUACCCUUAAACAUGUCUGAUCAGGUGGCAACUAUGUGCGACCAGCUUAUUAAAGCUGUAAACGUGAUGAUGGAUCCGGGAACAACCCAAAUAUACCGACUGGAGGCCCUAAAGUUUUGUGAAGAGUUCAAAGAAUCCUGCACGUUUUGUGUCCCUUGUGGCUUGCAACUUGCGGAGAAAACGCAAACAUCUGUAGUGCGACAUUUUGGCUUGCAAAUAUUGGAACACGUCAUCAAGUUCCGAUGGAACGACAUGCCGCAGCCAGAGAAAGUCCAGUUGAAGAAUUGUGCCAUGCAACUAUUGUCGACUGGAACCCUCUCAAUUCUGGAGGAGGAGAGUCACAUCAAGGACGUCCUCUCCCGCAUCACAGUGGAGAUGAUCAAGAGGGAGUGGCCCCAGCACUGGCCGGACAUGCUGAAGGAGAUGGAGGCCCUCACCAGCCUCGGGGAGUCCCAGACGGAGCUGGUGAUGCUGAUCCUGCUGCGGCUGGCGGAGGACGUCAUCACCUUCCAGACACUGCCCACCCAGCGCCGUCGGGACAUCCAGCAGACCCUCACCCAGAACAUGGACAACAUCUUCAGCUUCAUCCUGGCCAUCCUGCAGAUCAACGUGGACGACUACCGCAAACUGAAAAGUAUACCGGGCCAGGAAUUGCAGGCCAAGGCUCACUGCCGUGUCGCUGUGACAACGCUGAACACGCUGGCAGGCUACAUCGACUGGAUCGCCCUGGCACACAUCACCAACGACAACUGCCGUCUGCUGGAGAUGCUCUGUCUGCUGCUGAGCGAGGGCGAGCUGCAGCUGGAGGCCGUCGAGUGCCUGCUCAUUGCCAUCAGCCGCAAGGGAAAACUGGAGGACCGUAAGCCGCUAAUGCUGCUGUUUGAUGACCUCGCCAUUAACUACAUUCUCUCCGCAGCCCAGUCAGCCGAUGGCGCAGCCAUAUCUAACCAGCCCUCGCCGACGCAGCCAGUGGAGAAGGUGGUUGUUGUGGAGCGACAUUACAUCUUCCUCAAGAGGCUGUGCCAGGUUCUCUGUGCCCUGGGCAGUCAGGUGACCUCGCUAGUGGGUUCAGACGUGGCAGUUGAAACACCUGCAAACCUCAACAAGUACAUGGAGGCCAUGCUGUCCUUUACCACACACCACAGCCAGUUCUUGAAGUCGUCCACCCAGAUCAUGUGGGGAACCCUCUUCAGACACGAGAUCCUGUCCAAAGUGCCGGUGGUCGUGGAGAUGUCCUUGAAAUACCUUAAAACGACCAGGACCAACUUAAUCAAGACGGGCUAUCCCUCAAGGAAUGACAGCCCGAGCUGUGAAUACUCCCGAAUGGACUUUGACAGCGAUGAGGAGUUUGGCUCUUUCUUCAACUUGUUCCGCAGCCAGCAGGGGGAGGUGGUGAGGAGUGCCUGUCGUUUGGUGCCCAUGGAGGCCCUGGGGGACGCCGCAGAGUGGUUAGGCUACCAGCUGUCCAGUCCCAUCAUCACCGGGAUCACUAAUGCUGAAGGGCUGUGCUCCAUUCUCUCUCCAUCGGUGGUCCAAUGGGAUGCCAUGACGGUCUUCACCGAGUGUGUUCUCGGUCAGACGUUCCGCAAUCUCACUGGAGAGAAGCUGCCCAUCGACCAGGGUAUUGAGCUCCUGCAGGCUGUGCUCAGCUAUGAGACCAAAGACCCCCUCAUCCUGUCAUGUGUGCUCACCAACAUCUCCGCCCUCUUCCCCUUCGUGACACACAGACCCAACAUCCUGCCCCAGGUCCUCACCAAGGUGUUUGCAGCGAUCGUUUUCGACAUCCCCCAAGGUGACAGCAAGGCGCCCCGGACCAGGGCGGUGAAGAACGUGAGAAGGCACGCCUGCUCCUCAAUCAUCAAGAUGUGCCGAGACUACUCCCCGUUCAUUCUGCCGUGCUUCGACAUGCUCUACGACUACGUGAAGAAGCUGUUUGCUGACGAGGGGCUGCUGAUGCAGAUGGAGAAGUGCGCUCUGAUGGAGGCGCUGGUGCUCAUCGGGAACCAGUUCAAGGACUACGCCAAACAGAAGGCCUUCCUGGAGGAGCUCAUGGCCCCCGUGGUGGCGCGCUGGACCUCCAGCGAGACCAGCCAUGUGCUGUCAGACGCGGCCGUCUUCCUGUCCUACGUGGGGGCCGACCAGGUCAGUGAGCAGACCAAGGACACGGAUGUGUACGGAAACAACAGGGUGCAGUUGAGUUACUGCCUUCAGGCCAUGCUGGCGGUGGUGAAGAGGUCGCGCUGGCCGGCCGACCUGGGCGAGGCCACAGCCGGGGGCUUCUUGGUGGGCUCCACCCCCUCUGGAGCCCCCCUCUUCAGUAACCCCUGCAGUAGCCUGGUGCUGGCCAUGCUACCCAACGUGCUAACCCUCAUCAGAACCCAAAACAACCUGUUUGCCCCAGAGAACCUUGCCCGUCUCAGUCCGGGCUACGCCAAGGCCUACGACCUCAUCGAUGUGGAGAAGAAUUGUGUUUUAGGUCUUCCCCAUCCCCUGAUAGACAUCUAUGACACUCCCGUGUACAAGGGCAACCUUGAGAGGAUGCAGGGAUUCUUCUGUACGCUCUACGAUAACUGUUAUCACAUUCUGGGGAAUGCUGGCCACUCACUGACGAGGGACUUCUACACCAUUGAUGGAUUGGCCGAGAAAUUAGUUGGAUCCGCCUUCGUCUCCCUCGACCACGUGCCUGAUCACAGAUUCCGGCCAAUCAUUCGGUUGUUUGUGAAGCAGCUGGUGCUCUCCUGCCCCCAGGAGUACUACGAAAGCCUACUCUGCCCCCUAGUGGGGCCUCUGUUCACCUACAUGCUGCAGAGGCUCAACGUCAAGUGGCAGAUCAUUAACCAGAGAUCCUCUUCCAAUGGGGAGGAGGAGGAGGAGGCAGUGUGUGAGGAGAGUCAGGUGACCCAGGAGAUGCUGGAGGAGCAGCUAGUCAGACUGGUCACCAGAGAGGUGCUUGACCUUCUCACUGUGAGCUUUAUUUCCAAGAGGGUGCACGAGCCCGCAGGCAACAAGGACGACGGAGAAGAAGAAGAGAUGAUGACAGACCUGGUGCAGACGGCGGUGUCUGGGCAGCCCGCGGAGGAUCUGACUGAGCUGGGGAAGUGUAUUCUCAAACACGAGGACAUCUACAUGAACCUGCUGACCAUCUCGUUCGUGGCACUGUCGUGGAAGGACACCAACAUCUGCCACCGAACCGCCUCCAUGAUCUGCUGGAACUUGCUUAGACAGGUCGUCGGGGGCAACCUCCUUCCGGACGCGGCCACAUGGUUCCUCAUCAGCACCCUGAAGGGCCUGCAGCUCCACGGGCAGCACGAGGUGUGCUGCGCCACCCUCACCCUGCUGGCCAUGCUCAUCUACGAGAACCUGCGGCCGCGCUAUGCAGAGCUACGAGCAGUGAUGAGCCAGAUCCCAGACAUCAACAUGGAGGCGCUCGAUCAGUACGACCAUCGGCUCCUGGACCCCAAAGCCCAGAAGUUCGGAGACAAGAAAAGAAAAGACCAGUUCAAAAAGCUCAUUGCAGGCACCAUCGGGAAAGCGCUGUGCGAGCAGUUCAGGAAGGAGGUCCACAUCCGCAACCUGCCGUCGCUGUUCAAGAAGCCCAAGCCUGAGAGAGACCUUCUGGCCACCGAGGCGCUGGGCUUGGAGGCCCUCUUCUCCCCCCAACGGGCCAGUGUGUAGUGUGUGUGUGUGUGUAGUGUGUGUGUAGUGUGUGUGUGUGUGUGUGUGUGUGUGUGUGUGUGUGGCCAAAAAUCCUCCUGCCCCCUCUACUCCUCCAACUCCUACUGCAGCCACCCCACGUGUAGACCCCCCCACCAGGGACCCCUCUAUCAUAGACACCAGAACGGGGGUAUGAUACCUCGUUAAAAUUUCCAUUCUCAUUUAUAUUUUUUUAUAUUUUUGUUUAACACUUUUUUUUUCUUCGAUACUUCUAGUUUUUUGAUGUGCUUGAUCUGGUAUGGGUCAGGCUGUUAUAGUUGGGUUAGUUAUUUUGUCUUUUAUUAUUAUUCCUACUUUUAAUCCCAGGUUGCUAACGGAGAUAAUUGUUCUGUCUUGCGUCUUGUGUCAUGGUGUUAUUUAUUUGUGAUUUAUUUCAUCCAAAUUCCGAUUUUUGCUAAACCAAAUUGGUCAUGAAAUAAUGACACUUUGUUGGUUUUAGGAGACAAUUGCUGCUGUUAACCAUCUAAUAAGUGUGCUGUUUUUAUAAUCAUACAAUACUUAUUAUACUUUACAAUUAUUGACAACAAAUUUGCUAGUGUUAAGUACCACGGUGGCCGCUGAAUGAAUGAUGCCCAUUGCUCAUAUUGACCGACUCGCUCAUCUGUGUUUUUGAGGAUUUUAAAUUUCAGGUAAAACUGAUGAUGCUACGCUUGACACAUUCAAAAAAGCUCUAUAGCAUCACGAGGUUGAAAUUCUGUUUUUUAAUGUGAGGCACUGUACAUUUUUCGUCUGUAAAGAUAACCAAUGUGGCUAUUUGGCUUUAUUGAAAGUGCUGUGCCUGCACAUUAAACUGUCUGAAUUGUUGGUUUCUUUUACAUUCUCUAGCGAGAUUCAUAAUCAGUUUGUACCAAAACAAAACACUAUACAUAUCAGCCAUUAACCUUCUGCACUGCUGGAAACCAGUUUGGAAACAGAAUUGGUUUCAGAUCGCUACUUUCCUACAUCUUGAUAUAAUAAAUGGUUAGUUUGAUCAUAAAACAUAUAAGGGUGUACUUUACAAUAAAUCGUGAGUUAGUAACAUUUUGAAGUCAAUACAUUAUAUUCCUUUGUUUAAGGGAUUGUAUUGAGGAAUGUUUUUUUCUUUUACAUUGUGCUCUAAUUGAGUAGACAUCGGAAUGCACUUUGUGUUUUUUCUAGAUGUUCAUUUAAUAUCAAAGAUUCUUUCAGGUUCCCUGUCAUCAAGGCUUUUAUAUAGAAUAUGAAAUGACAUCCUAGUUCAUUAGUACAACUUUAUCAGGAAUAAGAAAUGAUCCAAGAAGUUUGUUAACAUGGCAGAAACAAAAGUUGUCAAUUGUAUAUAUGGGGAAAUGUUUAACGUGUAGUGAUGUUUAUAUUUGCCAUUUCCAAAUAAAACAAUUCAAACCCUGUCAAA
Messenger RNA from Gadus macrocephalus (Pacific cod), 5209 nucleotides. Its product is annotated as exportin-5. Gene Ontology annotation, biological process: protein export from nucleus; RNA export from nucleus. NCBI's taxonomy places the organism in Eukaryota, Metazoa, Chordata, Actinopteri, Gadiformes, Gadidae. Gene Ontology annotation, molecular function: nuclear export signal receptor activity; RNA binding; small GTPase binding. The transcript has 33 exons. Bases 136 to 3798 code for a protein of 1220 amino acids. Gene Ontology annotation, cellular component: cytoplasm; RNA nuclear export complex; nucleus. The record is from RefSeq and is a predicted model, not a curated record.